Messenger RNA from Leucoraja erinaceus (little skate), 1590 nucleotides. It is a transcript of the gene uqcrc1, whose product is annotated as cytochrome b-c1 complex subunit 1, mitochondrial. Gene Ontology annotation, cellular component: mitochondrion. Bases 66 to 1487 code for a protein of 473 amino acids. NCBI's taxonomy places the organism in Eukaryota, Metazoa, Chordata, Chondrichthyes, Rajiformes, Rajidae. Gene Ontology annotation, molecular function: metal ion binding. The transcript has 13 exons. The record is from RefSeq and is a predicted model, not a curated record.
GGGUGGAGCCGCCAGGCCGGGGGCGGCGCUGUAGCGGUGGAGCCAGACCGGGCGGGUGAGGGAAGAUGGCGGCCGUGUACCGGGCGGGGGCGGCGCUGUUCAGGGCCGGCCGGCCAGCUCUGCUGGGAGCUCACCGUGUACAGAGCACCCUCUCCUACGCUCAGACCAUCGAGAAUGUUCCAGAAACCAAGCUGACAACACUGGAAAAUGGGCUGCGUAUUGCCACAGAGGAGUCUGACCAGCCCACCUGCACGGUUGGUGUGUGGCUUGAGGUUGGGAGCCGUUACGAAACAGAGAACAAUAACGGUGUUGGAAACUUCCUGGAGCACAUGGUUCUGAAGGGAACCAAGCGCCACCCGCACCUGGCCCUGGAGCGGGAGAUUGCAAGCCGGGGGGCACACCUCAACGCCUACACCUCCCGUGAGCAGACUGCCUACUACAUGAAGACCCUGGCCAAGGACAUGCCUACAGCUGUGGAGCUCCUCAGUGAGCUGGUGCAGAACAGCUCGUUCUCGGAGGCUGACGUGGAGUCCGGCCGGCAGCUGGUGCUGCAAGAGAUGCAGGAGAUGGAGAGCAGCCUGGAGGACGUGUCGUUCGAUUACCUCCACGCCACCGCCUUCCAGGGAACCCCCCUCAGCUACACCGUGGUGGGACCCUCCAAGAACAUCAAGGAUCUGAAGCGCAGCGAUCUCCUGGAGUUUAUGACUGGUCACUUCAAGGGUCCCCGAAUCGUGCUGGCAGCCUCAGGAGGCGUCCGGCACGAAGAUGUGGUGGCUCUGGCUCGCCAGCAUUUGUCAGGGAUUCCCAGCACCUACGAGGACGAUGCGAUCCCUGUCCUGUCCCCCUGCCGCUUCACAGGCAGCCAGAUGCUGGUGCGGGACGAUGCCAUGCCGUUCGCACACAUUGCGAUUGCGGUAGAGGGGGUGGGAGCCAACAACCCUGACAUGAUCCCACUCUCCAUCGCCACCUCGCUGAUUGGAAGCUGGGACCGCACGUACGGGGGUGGUGCGAAUCACUCGAGUCGAUUGGCCCGUAUUGCGGUUGAGAAUAAGCUGGGUCACAGUUUCCGCUCGUUCAAUACCUGCUACUCAGACACGGGUCUGUGGGGAAUCCAUCUGGUGUGUGAUGGAAUGAACAUUGAGGACAUGCUGCACUUUGCCCAGGAUGAGUGGAUGCGUCUCUGCACGAGUGUGACCGACAGCGAGGUGAACAGGGCCAAGAACCUCCUCAAGACCCAUCUGGUGGCUCAGCUGGACGGGACCACACCAACGUGUGCGGAGAUCGGGCAACAAGUGCUCAGUCACGGCCGACAUGUCUCGCUGGCAGAGUGGAACUCCAGGAUCGAUGCUGUUGAUGCGCAGGUCCUGCGGGAGGUGUGCACCCGCUACAUCUACGACCAGUGUCCCGCUAUCGGCGCCGUUGGCCCGAUCGAACAACUGCCGGACUACAACAGGAUCAGAAGCGCCAUGUACUGGCUGCGUCUGUGAGCAGGGCGGGGGCGAAGACCCCCUCUCAGUCUGUCUCAUUGUAACUGAACGGCGUGGAGCCCAGCUGUACAGAAUGAAUAAUUAAAAGAUAAAUUAAACCAGA